AAAAGAUUAGCAAUAUUAAUUGUUUAUUCCUCGAUCGUCUUUAUAAUUAACUAGUCCUAUAUCCAUAAAUUUUGCCUCAAUGCUUUGUGUAUUGUGAAGCUGAAAAUCAAUUUGAAGGCCUCCCUGCAGUCCCAGAUAUAGUGGUGAAUAAUGGGAGUCAUGGUGAGAGGUGGUGGCGUCGUGGUGGCUUUCACAACUUUACAAAACCAUAAUAGCUUGUUGGCAGUCAGUCGUGAGAGUGGGUUGGCAAUGGCAACUCCAAGAGAAGCAGCAUGUUACCAGCAGCAGCAGCAGCAGCAGUUCAAUUGUUAUACCCGGCGGCAUAUGAGAGCAGCAACACUAAUGGUUGUGUCGGCCAAGAAGAAAGACGAAGAAGAAGCUGAAACAAAUGAACCCAAGAGAAAACAGAAUCUGUUCGAGAGCGUAACAGAAGCUUUGGAUUUUGCCCAGGUCCGAUCCGAGGAAGAUGCUCAGCUACUUGACGAUGCUAGAAAAGCUACCAAAUCCGGAUCUAAAAUGACCCGGGAACAGUACGGUGCUCUCAGAAGGAAAAUUGGAGGAACAUACAAAGAUUUUUUCAAAUCCUACGUUGAUGUGGACGGGGAAUACGUUGAGGAAGGUUGGGUGGACAAAACUUGUAAGAUUUGCAAAAAAGAUACAAGGGGGGAAGCAAGGCAGGUCGACAAUUUUGGAAGAUACGUUCAUAUAGCUUGCUUAGAUGACAAGUCCAAGUCCGGGGGAAACUUUUUCACUAGACUUUUCUCAUAAUCAUCUCUUAUUGUAUAUAGUUCAAUUAAAUGAUGAUCGAUGAAAUAAUAAUUUUAUUACCUUUUA
Messenger RNA from Daucus carota subsp. sativus, 834 nucleotides. RefSeq lists its product as uncharacterized. Gene Ontology annotation, biological process: chloroplast organization; positive regulation of DNA-templated transcription. NCBI's taxonomy places the organism in Eukaryota, Viridiplantae, Streptophyta, Magnoliopsida, Apiales, Apiaceae. The transcript has 3 exons. Bases 151 to 768 code for a protein of 205 amino acids. The record is from RefSeq and is a predicted model, not a curated record.